This is a messenger RNA of Stegodyphus dumicola, 2245 nucleotides long. It is a transcript of the gene Cse1, whose product is annotated as chromosome segregation 1. Gene Ontology annotation, molecular function: nuclear export signal receptor activity; small GTPase binding. Gene Ontology annotation, biological process: protein import into nucleus; protein export from nucleus. Gene Ontology annotation, cellular component: cytosol; nuclear envelope. NCBI's taxonomy places the organism in Eukaryota, Metazoa, Arthropoda, Arachnida, Araneae, Eresidae. The record is from RefSeq and is a predicted model, not a curated record.
UUUCUUUUUCAUUCUAGUUGCCUAGAGAGGUUGUUCUUAACACUUUGCCAAAUAUAAUUAAUUUAUUAAAUGCAAAAAGUUGUGUGGUGCAUACGUAUGCUGCUCAUGCAAUUGAAAGGGUUUUUUUGAUAAAAAGUGAAGGAGGCGUGCCUUGCUUCAAAAAUACUGAUGUACAGCCUAUAGCACAAGGUCUUUUGAGCAAUCUCUUUGGUGCUUUGCAACAUGAAGGAUCUUCUGAAAAUGAAUAUAUCAUGAAAGCUAUCAUGAGGACAUUUUCAGUUCUUCAAGAAGCGGUAGUUCCAUUUUUAGGAGAUUUAUUACCUAAAUUAACAUUGAAACUCAGUCAGGUUAGCAAAAAUCCGAGCAAGCCACACUUCAAUCACUAUUUAUUUGAAACCUUCAGCUUGUCUGUCCGGAUAGUUUGCAGAAAUGAUAAAUCUGCAGUUUUAAAGUUUGAAGAAGCUUUAUUUCCAAUAUUUGAAAACAUUUUACAACAAGAUAUUCAAGAAUUUGUACCAUACGUUUUUCAACUUCUGUCAUUAUUCCUCGAGUUCCAAGAAUCUCCUGUGCCUAAUCAUUACAUGGCACUUUUCCCUUGCCUUUUGUCUCCUGUUCUAUGGGAAAGAAUAGGGAAUAUUCCUGCCCUUAGUAGGCUUUUACAAGCAUACAUUGAUAAAGGAAUGCAACAAAUUCUUGCUACUCAAAAACUGAGUGGUGUUUUAGGAGUAUUUCAAAAACUUAUUGCUUCAAAAGCAAAUGACCAUGAAGGCUUCUAUAUCUUACAGAGGCUAAUUGAAAAUGUCCCUCAAAAUACUUUGGACGAGUACUUAACACAGAUAUUUGUUCUCUUGUUUCAUCGUCUUCAAAACUCAAAAACUACAAAAUAUAUAAAAAGUUUGUUAGUGUUUUUCUUUCUGUUUUCAUACAAGUAUGGACCUCAGACAUUGGUGUCACUUAUUGAUGGCAUACAGCCAAAGAUGUUUGCCAUGGUGAUUGAGCGUUUAAUCAUUCCUGAUUUACAAAAGGUUUCAGGACAGAUUGAAAGAAAAAUUUGCUCUGUUGGAAUGGUUAAGUUACUCACUGAAGUCCCUGAGAUUGUUGAUGGUUGCUAUUCUCAAUUCUGGGCUCCAUUGUUGCAAGCACUGAUUGGAUUGUUUGAACUGCCUGAGGACGACAGCAUACCAGAUGAUGAACAUUUUAUAGAAGUUGAUGAGACGCCUGGUUACCAAAGUGCAUACUGCCAGCUAAUUUUUGCUGGUAAAUCUGAGCAUGAUCCUAUUAAUGGAGCUGUGCAUGAUGUCCGGUUACAUCUUGCUUAUAGUCUUCAAAAGUUAUCUGUUGCCCAUCCUGGGAAGAUUCCAGCUUUGAUAGCCGCAAGUCUUGUACCAGAAGCUGCAGCUCACCUUAGCAAAUAUCUUCAAGCAGCUAAUGUAGCACUUUCAUGAAACUGUAGAUUUCUUCUGAAUUUUUCUGAUGAAAUGUAUUCAGAACUUUGCAGUGCUGAUUUAUUUCUACUUUAUUCUUAAAGUUCAUGUUGUACAUACUUCAUCUGAAAUUUGUUUUAUAACUAAUGUUAUAAAAUCAGGCUUCUCACAGUUACAGGCCCCAAAAAGUAUUUCAAUUUGUAUUAUGUAUCACAGCAUUUUCCUUAAAUAAAUGAUUUACACAUUUUAGAAGUUCUUAUGGCUUAUAAAACAUACAUACAUUUUAGCAGCAAAUCAUUAUGAAUUUGAUCUAAUAUUCCUGCAUAAAUAUGCCUAUAGUUCAUUGCAAAAACAUUUAAUAUUGUACUUUUCACCAGUAUAUAUUCAUAAGGGUACAUGUGCACAUCUGCAAGAUCUUUUUUUCUAGCAUGUUUUUAUUUUUAAAAAAUGUGCCAAAACACUUUAAGCCAUUCUUCUAAUGAGAAGUGAAUUUUUGCAAAAAAAUUGUAUAACUCUUUGUUUGCACUGUGAAUAUGCUUUUAUAGGGAUCAGUGAAGCUCUUAUACAUUUGACCUUAUGUAAGGUCAUUAAAGAACCAUUUUAGAGUGAUCUGGCUUAAGGAUCUUAUGUAGGUAUAAAAUAUGUAUUAAUUAAAAUUAAAUUAUGAUCUGAAAAAUAUUGGUUUAUUCUUUAUGUUAGUGACUAUUUUAUGUUACUUGAAUUUUGAUUCAAGUUUUCAAAUCAUGUGUUGUACAUACAGAUUAGUUAACAAUGAUGUAAGAUUUUGCUCAUUUGUAUAGUAAAAGAGACAUUGUGGUUUU